Lolium rigidum is the source of this 1506-nucleotide messenger RNA. RefSeq lists its product as uncharacterized. Bases 26 to 1324 code for a protein of 432 amino acids. NCBI's taxonomy places the organism in Eukaryota, Viridiplantae, Streptophyta, Magnoliopsida, Poales, Poaceae. The transcript has 7 exons. The record is from RefSeq and is a predicted model, not a curated record.
UUCAAGCAGCACGCGGCUGCGCAUUAUGCCGCGAUCGAGGCACUCGAAGGAGAUUGAGAGAAAGGGAAAGGAGUGGCAGAGAACCCUAACUACAAUCCCAAUCUUCCCUAAUCGCGGCCGGACCGAAUCGGAAACGCCCUUGCCGUCGCCAUGGACGGAGUUUCCGUUUCCGGCCGCGGCUUCUUCGUCUCUCCCGCCACUUGGGGUAACCGAGGAGUUGGAGCUGCGACCUGCAAUCCCCUCUUCAGAAGCAUCGCCCUCCGCCUCCCGUGGAACUGGUCCAUGCCGGGAAGCGGCCCGUGUCCGGCACAGUGCUAUGUAUUCAGACCGCCCAAGGCGAUCCCGGCGUAAUCGAGGAGGAUGGGCACAACAGUCAUCGAGCUCACGGGUUGAGGAAGAGGAUGCCGGCAAGGCGAGCAGCAAUGAGCUUGGGCCUACAAUUUCUGAUGCGUCGAAAUUAAAGAUUUUGUCGCUAAAUGAGUCGCCUCCCGCACUUGAUUCAACCGAUGGUGAGUUUCCCAUAUCUCUGGGGUUCAUUUCAACGACUUUCUCCUAUGUCUAUCCUUCUAAUAUUCAAAUUUCGUAUAACGAGGAGCAAAGCGAAGCUUAUAGGUCGUUGAAUGUGCCUACGUUUGACAGUGUUGAUGAUGCUUUUGAAUAUUUUUGUAAAAGUGAGAAAGCUGCUCAAGCUGCUCGAGAUAAGACCCUAACGUUAUCCCAGCGGGCUUCACUAGAAAAAUUUGAAGCUCAACUGGCAGUGACACGAGAUAAAGCUCGAACAGUUCCAGCACAAGAAUCAUCAGCAGUUGCAACACAAGGGGGAUAUGAAGGUUCCAAAGAAAAUAUUGCUGAGAAUGGGGAUAAAUGGAUGUGUGAAGAGGUCUGGGUGGCGUUUCAAAAGUACCAUAAGAAAGAUCUUAAGGAAUCUGAGUACGAAUUUGAAAAACUUGAACACCAGUGUUUUCAUGUGGAGAAUUAUUGCAAGAUCUUCCACCACUUCAAUUUUACUGUCAAGAUGAAGAAACCUGGUUCAAGUGAGUGGAGCUCAAUUCUAUACUUUGCCGAAGUAAAGGAGAUAUUGCAACGGAAAAUUUACUUUUGCUGCCCUCUUGAACCUGAUGAAAAUGGUGAUUGUUAUGCAUGCAAAAACAAAAGGAUGGUUGAUUUGAAGCAUCCUAUGAUAGGUGCAUUUGAUAGGGGCAGUCCAGAUACAGUAUUCCCGUUCAUGUACGGAGAUGAUUCCUCCUCUGAUGACGAUGAUGGACCUGUCUAUGACGAGGCCUGGAGGACAAGGAUGAGAGCUGCUGGGAUUAGGGUUGGAUGAUGAGGUGCUGGUGACAUUAGGUUUAAUUGAGAACUUAGCUUUAAUUAUAGGUGAUAAUGUAACGCUACUAUGUUGAGGAUCUGGCACAAAACCUUACUGCGAGUUAAGCUAGCUGAGCUAUACAGUUAUAUAGUUUGUGUCUCCAAGCUAUUAAGAACUGACGGUCAGACUAUAGUUAUGCA